Messenger RNA from Acromyrmex echinatior (Panamanian leafcutter ant), 1127 nucleotides. RefSeq lists its product as uncharacterized. Lineage: Eukaryota; Metazoa; Arthropoda; Insecta; Hymenoptera; Formicidae. The record is from RefSeq and is a predicted model, not a curated record.
CGCUCGCUCGAGUUAUGCUACACUCGAUCGCAUCGGUGAAAGAGACGCAUUGCAAACGGCUGUCCUUCUACAGUUCGCUGAUAUAGGCUGGUUCGAAGUUGGACGUUAUAGUAGCGAUCGGAAAGUACUUUCGCCGAGAGUCACUCGUAGUGGGGGAGGCAGGACUUGAACCCUGGAACCCUAUGGGCCAUAUAUACUACGGGCCCAUACAGAGCUCUUACUACUUGUGGUGUCAGCUUGUCGCGGAUUCUCCGCUGUACAGGAAACGCACAGGAGACAGAAGUUGAUAAGAGUGACGCGAAGGACCAAGGACGAGCUGAUUCGACAAGGUGAACGUGACAGUGAUAUCUGUUGGAGGUAGGAAGUGAUACGUGCAAAUGACACCGUGAAGCUGUGAAUGCUGAUGAGGUGAUUCACCGAUGCAAUGCCAUAUGAAGCUGCUAAUUUUGUGCACAUUAACUACCGUCGCUUUUGCCGCACCUCCUCAAGGGUCGCGACGGGGUCUCCUCAAGAUACCGAGGGUGUAUAAUGCCGUGAUUACGAGCAAUCAGAAUCUAUUGCCGUCGCGAGCAUUCCCUGUGAUACAACCGGUCUUCCAUCGAACCGCCAUCGGCUACGUGCCACCGUUCUAUUAUACACAGAUAGCACCUCAUUUUGUCGGGCCAGAAGUGGUGCAUUAUCCGCUGCUCGCCGAUGGUAAAGCGGUCAGAAACGACCAAGCGCAGGUCUCUUCCUCAACGUCGCGUCUAGCCGAGUCGACGAGCUUCGGUAUCGCAAAAGAACAUGAAGACACCGAUAUCACCGAACGUGAGAAGGAAAACAAUCCGAAAAAAGGCGAUACGAAGGACGAGCAGGAGCCAUUGACCUUUUAUCCGAACUAUCGUUCCUUUUACGAGCCGUACAUCUAUACGUACAAUGGCUUCAACCCACAUCUCGUACCUGGCACUUACUACAUCAAUUACCGAUCUUACGACUCUUUGAAACCAAUUCCAGCUAUUACACCGAGGAAUGUCGAUUCCGAUCAUCCAUUACCAAGUUUCGACGACGAGAAAAGAACCCAAAAGAAAAACGAUCGAGAAAAAAUACCAGAUGUACCACCGCAGCGCAGAAUGGAAAUAUUGAUUUAG